Molecule: messenger RNA, 1674 nt
Organism: Fibroporia radiculosa
Lineage: Eukaryota; Fungi; Basidiomycota; Agaricomycetes; Polyporales; Fibroporiaceae
Exons: 8
Coding region: 1-1674 (557 amino acids)
Biological process (GO): mitotic intra-S DNA damage checkpoint signaling; DNA repair; cellular response to ionizing radiation
Cellular component (GO): checkpoint clamp complex
Source: RefSeq, a predicted model, not a curated record
AUGGUCAUACCCGAGACUCGGAUGUCACUGGACAAGGCAACAUUAGACUCUUCAUCACUGCGACAAUUCACUAGGGCAUUGACAUGUCUGUCGAGAUAUGGAGAGGAUCUCAUUAUAUACGCUACACCAGAUUUGCUUUCUCUAUCUACUACAAAUUCAUCCAAGUCCGCGUACUGUCGGUUUCAGUAUAAGAGACAGUUCUUCAGCAGACUCAAAGUUGGGAAUCCAGCAGUCGAAGCGUCGACUGGCGAGGAUGCUGAGGAGACUCCCUCAGUGAUGGGGCAAUUACUCACGAAGACACUUCUGCCUAUUUUGAAACAUAGGGCCGUGGAGAAAUCCGUAGAAAAAUGCGAGAUGUACAUUAGUACGGGAGAUCAGAGGCUACAGGACGUCGCAAAUGACGACGACGUGGACUCGCUGGAGAGCAAGCUGACUGUGCGUCUCCAUUGUAAACACGGUGUUAUAAAGACUCAUCGUCUCUCACUGCUCAUCCCAACUUCGCUGCUCGCACCAAGUGUACCUGAAACCUUCAUUCAAUCCCGCCUGAGGAUUGGACCUCAAGCCCUGCGGGACAUUGUCGAACAUUUUCCGUCUUCUCGUGGCAGCAAGAGUGAUCCACAACUCGUUUGGAGGUUUAAUCAUCGUGACGUCCAGGUGAAGAGUCUGGAAAACUCUAUAGAUGGAAAGGGCAAAGUUCAAUUAUCGACUGAGUUGACGAUUAGCAAAGAUGAAUUUGACAACUACGACAUCUGCGACCUACCAACUACUAUUGCAUUCCACCUCCGAGAGUUCAACGCAACGAUUGCGUAUGCUGAGGCAUCUUCGCUUACUCUUGAUAUCAGCUUUACGGAUCCGUCUGCACCACUAUUCAUUAUGCUUGAUAGUGAUUCGCUGGAAACGCUUUUCGUCAUAUCCACAAGUCUGCACGUUGCUAGGGACGAAACGUCAAGUGCGAAGAGCAAUGAACAUUCUUCUCGCUCGAAGACUACUCUUCACGCUCAUGCGAAAGGCAAAAAGCGGACACGUGAGGAAGAGACUGCGUCCACCCCCAAUGAGGAUACUUCAAGCGCGGGUAUGGACUCCCGGGAUGUUGAGAGAUUGCGACCAGCUCUUCAAUCCAGGAAGCCCGCACGAAUUGUAGUGACGACCGACCAGUCUUCGAAUGAAGGAGAGUCGCACAGCGAAAUGCCCAUGUCACUUCCCCGAUCCUCGCGCGGGACGAUGCCUCCGCCGUCACUACCACCCCCGCUUGCAAUGUCGGCCCCUCGAGAAGCAUUUGUAAGCCUAUCCGAAGCGCUUUUCCCACCUCCGUCACAUCCGCGCAAGACCGAACCUCUAUUUUUGCCCAGCUCACAGCCGUCAGAGGAGAAUGUGAGUAUCCAUGAACGUCGCGUCCUGCGGGAACCCCUGUUUCUCCCAGGAACGCAACUGUCACAAGCAGAUGAACAGGCGAUCCGAGAGUCAGGGCUAGGCAUCGAGCACAUGACAGCGGAGGAACUUACGGCCAUGCUUGAAGGAGAUGCUGAGGAUGUCAACUUUGGUGUGGCGAAUGGCGAGCGCGACCAGGACAGGUGUGAAAGGGAGACUAGCCUGGAUAUUUACGAUGAAAUGGAGAUGGGUCCGACACAGCGUAGUGGAGGGCCGAAGGCGUUCAGGCCACUUUUCGAAGAUUAA